CCGUUCCGAGUACGCUCCGUGAAAUGGCUUUAAAAUUGAGAAAUUCUUAAGUUUUUUGGACGAUUUGAUCAAAAUAAAGGUGAUAAGAGUGAAUUCAGGUCGUUUCCCAACUUCCGCUGUUGUUCGCAUUACAAAAGUGGAUCGGAAAAGUGUAAACAACGUGGAGAACCGCAGAUUUCCAAAAAUUUUUACUAGAGAGUACAGAAAUCUUUUGGCAAGAUCGGGCUGGCUCGGAAACCGCUCCGCUUGGAGAACCUGGGAACGUGUCUGUAAACACACUUUUGGGGUCCCACUUUCUAGUUCGCUUCAGUCCGAUUUCGUUGCCUUACGAUCCUGGCUAGCAAUGGCCGGAAGAGGACGAGGAAAGGCCACCGGAACGCUUACACAAGAGCAGCUGCAAUCUUUGGGUGUAACCAGCAAAGAAAUCCAGACAGUCACAUCGGCCGCUCCACCGCCGGUUUUUCCUGUGUUGCUGUCGAAACCGGUUUCUUUGGAGUCCAGUGUUGAUAGGAAUUACAAAAUCCUGUGGAAGGAAGACUUCAUUUCCUAUUUGCGCGAAUCCGCAUAUUUUACCACUAAAAAAUGUUCCAAGCUGUCCGUUCAACGCUAUUCGGACAAAGUUAUCAAUGUAAUUGAGAAUGAUCCCAAAACGAAGCACGACGGAGAUUUCCUUUGGAGUUGCAUGCCAGCGGAGUUAAUGCCCAAUUUCAAGCGAGCAAAGCAGAUGAAUGCUGCAUCGAAACCGAAGCGACCUCGCACGGUGGAAGAUAUUGAUGCAACGUUACAGGCUCUUGAGCAGAAAGAAAGCACCGCAGCCAAGGCAGAAGGGGCAAAGAAGGAGAAAAGUGAAACAGAUGACGAGAAUGAGGAAGAUUUGGAAGAAGAGAUAGUGGACGAAGAGAUGGACGACGACAAUGAUUACGGUAACAACUAUUUCGAUAAUGGUGAAGCCUACAACGAGGAAGAUGAUAACCUCGACGAUGGGCCUGUUUAUUGA
Anopheles darlingi is the source of this 997-nucleotide messenger RNA. It is a transcript of the gene Polr3G, whose product is annotated as DNA-directed RNA polymerase III subunit RPC7. The transcript is spliced from 4 exons. Gene Ontology annotation, biological process: transcription by RNA polymerase III. The record is from RefSeq and is a predicted model, not a curated record. Gene Ontology annotation, cellular component: RNA polymerase III complex. NCBI's taxonomy places the organism in Eukaryota, Metazoa, Arthropoda, Insecta, Diptera, Culicidae. The coding region runs from base 344 to 997 and encodes 217 amino acids.